AUGGUUGUGCAGGACAGCACAGAUGCUGGGGAGGCCAGAGUGGGCGUGCGGCUAGAGCCCUUCCUGCACCAGGUCGGGGGGCACCUGAGCUUGAUGAAGUACGAUGAGCACACCGUGUGCAAGCCCCUCAUCUCCCGGGAGCAGAGGUUCUACGAGUCUCUGCCUCUGGCCAUGAAGGGCUUCACCCCGCAGUACAAAGGCACCAUCACAGUGCACCUCCAAAAAGACAGCCGAGGCCAUCUCAGCCUGGUGGCCACCCCGCUGAAGGAGAACCGGGGGCCCUUCAAGGUCUCCACGGAAUCGGCAGCGGUGGCAAUAUGGCAGACGCUCCAGCAGACCACCAGUAGCAGUGGUGGCGUCCACCCCCUCGUCCAGUGGCAGCUGGCUCACUCGCUCGAGGAGAGCCCGGCCACGUCGCUCUCGAGGUCCGAGUUCCAUCUCAAUGCCCCAGUCUCCACACUCGUGGAAGACGCUAAAGGGAACCAGGCUGAGAGGAGGAGCUUUAACCCGUGGGGACUGCAGUGCCACCAGGCCCACCUGACCCGCCUAUGCACCGAAUACCCGGAGAACCAGCGGCACCGGUUUCUGCUGCUGGAAAAUGUCGUGUCACAGUAUAAGCACCCCUGUAUCCUGGACCUGAAGAUGGGGACCCGGCAGCAUGGAGAUGACGCGUCCGAGGAGAAGAAGGCCCGUCACAUGCACAAGUGUGCACAGAGCACCUCGGCCUGCCUGGGUGUGCGCAUCUGUGGGAUGCAGGUUUAUCAAGUUGAUAAGAAGCACUUUCUCUGCAAAGACAAGUACUACGGAAGAAAACUCUCUGUCGAGGGCUUCCGACAGGCCCUCCAUCAGUUCCUGCAUGAUGGAACCCGCCUCCGGACGGAGCUCCUGGAGCCCAUCCAGUGCCAGCUCCGUGCCCUCCUCUCGGUCAUUAGGAGCCAGAGUUCCUACCGGUUCUACUCCAGCUCUCUCCUCAUCAUCUAUGAUGGGCAGGAGCCGCCAGAAAGGACGGCCCAUGGCAGCUCUUCUGGAGGUGUCAGCAAAGUUGACAUCCGGAUGAUCGACUUUGCCCACACAACAUACAAAGGCUCCUGGGACGAGCACACCUCUUACGACGGACCAGAUCCAGGCUAUAUUUUUGGCCUAGAGAACCUCAUCCAGAUCCUGCAGGAUAUUCAAGAGGGAGAAUGA
Messenger RNA from Enhydra lutris kenyoni (northern sea otter), 1188 nucleotides. RefSeq names its product inositol hexakisphosphate kinase 3. NCBI's taxonomy places the organism in Eukaryota, Metazoa, Chordata, Mammalia, Carnivora, Mustelidae. The transcript is spliced from 5 exons. Gene Ontology annotation, cellular component: cytoplasm; nucleus. Gene Ontology annotation, molecular function: inositol hexakisphosphate kinase activity. Bases 1 to 1188 code for a protein of 395 amino acids. The record is from RefSeq and is a predicted model, not a curated record. Gene Ontology annotation, biological process: phosphatidylinositol phosphate biosynthetic process; inositol phosphate biosynthetic process.